CGAGAGACGGAGAAGGUCACAGAUAUGGCGGCCGUUAGGAUGGGAAAGCUGACAACCAUACCUGGAGGUCUGAUAUGUGCAUCUGUAACUGUCCAUGCAGCUAAAGAAGAAGAAUACAAAAAGCAGCUAGUAAGACCAGAGCAGCUCCCCAUAUAUACUGCACCACCUCUGCAGUCUAAAUAUGUUGAAGAACAGCCUGGUCGUUUACAAAUGGGCUUUGCAUCCAUCCGCGCUACAACUGGUCAUUAUAUUGGCUGGUGCAAGGGUGUUUAUGUGUUUGUGAAAAAUGGAAUAAUGGAUACAGUACAAUUUGGAAAAGAUGCGUAUAUUUAUCUGAAGAAUCCACCUCGAGAUUUUCUUCCAAAACUUGGAGUGAUUACAGUUGCAGGAUUGGCAGGCUUGGUUUCAGCAAGAAAAGGUUCUAGGUUUAAGAAAAUUGCUUAUCCACUGGGACUGGCCACUUUAGGAGCAACUGUUUGCUACCCAGUUCAGUCAGUAAUAAUUGCAAAGGUAACUGGGAAAAAGGCAUAUACUACAAGCCAGCAAAUUUAUGAAGCAGUUAAAUCAUUGUGGACAAAAAUCAACAAAAAAGAGUCAUUUCCUAAACCUAAAGAAAAAUCUAAGCUAGGAAAUUCUGCUGAAAUAGAAAUACCUGCAAAAGCAACUGACAGCCUGAAAUACUCAGUGCCCUUGACAACAGAACUCAGCUCUGAAACAAAGACAAAAUCAGAAUCCACCCCAGGUGCUACACAGUUUAUGCUUGACCCCAAGCUCAUGGAUCAUGGGCAGUCCCAUCCAGAAGAUGUAGAUAUGUACAGCACUAGAAGCUGAAAUAGUCUGCGUAGAGAACUACAAGAUGUGUGAAGUUGAAAACGAUGAUGAAAAAAUCAUGUAAAGGGUAACUGUGACACGGAGAGUAUAACCUUUUUUUUUUUUUUUAGGGUGUAACUUUUAAACGA
Messenger RNA from Zalophus californianus (California sea lion), 959 nucleotides. RefSeq names its product MICOS complex subunit MIC27. The transcript has a single exon. Gene Ontology annotation, biological process: cristae formation. Bases 25 to 831 code for a protein of 268 amino acids. The record is from RefSeq and is a predicted model, not a curated record. Gene Ontology annotation, cellular component: MICOS complex. Lineage: Eukaryota; Metazoa; Chordata; Mammalia; Carnivora; Otariidae.